CAGGGUUGUGUACUUUGGAGUCUGUGACAUUGAAGACCGCAGUGGAUCUACACAGCAUGGCAUCGCGACGCCUUCAGGGAUUCCAAUCCGUCCUUCGGGGCAAGUCCCAUCUCUUGCGUCCCCAGCAACGUCGCUGGGCCCAAGUUCACGAUGUCCGUUUCCUGGCCUCCCAUCAUGACCCCAAGCACGUUCUGGAGAAGUACAGGAAUAAGUUGGACGAGAAGGCCAAGCAGGAGGGUCUCGACUCUAUCGACGCCUUGAAAGAGGCCUACAGCGACAAAAUAAAGGACUUUCGCCGCAAAGCAGCUACUGCGGCCACCCCAGAGCCAGAUGCGCCCACACCAAAAGCCAAGUCGCCAUCCCUACAAGAUACCCCUUCAGCCUUCCACCCUCCUCCCCCUCCCCCCCAGACCCCAUCGGCCACCGAGAAAGCCGCCCGAGAAGUCUCCGGCAGCGGAAGCCCCAUCAAACCGCUCAGCACCUACAUCGAUGUCGAGAAGAUCCGCGCCCUGCCCGCCAAGGAGAUUGAAGCCCUCUGGCGCCUCCGAUUUGCCAACAGCUCGACCUCGAUCUGUGCCGCGAUUCCUCUAGAAACGUACCUGCGCAUCGCCGAGGCCGCCCGCCACAACCCCCAAUUCAUCCUCCCUCUCCCUCGCCAGACGGCCGAGGAAGACAUGCAAACACCGGACGGAAUCCCGGCGCAGACCGCUGCGGAAAUUCAUUUCCUCCAGUGGGCAUUCCACCCGCCCGCGGGCGAUUUCGUCCCGGCCUCGAAGGAGUCGGUCAACAACCACACCUCGACCGUGAUUUUCACCAAUCUCGGCGCAUUCAAGAUGCACGGCUCUUUCGCGCAACCGCAUACGACCGUCACGCAUCAUUUGGAUUUGGCCGAUGACAAGGGUCUCGUGCUCAUGCACGGCCAGGUGAUGCCGGACCGGGGCGUUUCUACCACCGAGGCCACCUGGUUGGUUAGUUCCGUGCAGCGGUUCUACGAUUUUGGGGGCCAGGCGAGUGGUCGCAAGGGCGAGUUGGUGCGAAUGUUCACCCGAGGUGACGUGGAGAAUUUCAAAGUGGAGGAGUUGAUGGAGGAGACGGAGAGAGUUCACUAAAGUCUGCUAGAAGGAGGGCUUAGACUGAUUGUAGUAUAUAGAGCAUGCUCGUUGCUGAUGACCUGUACCAUAUAAACCGUUCGUUUUGCAUUUUGGACCUCGUUUAUUCUCCUCUAGUCGGACUGGAUUGAACUCUUCAAGAUAAAAAUGUGGUGCUGGCCAGGACGAUGGCCGAGCUAAAGCAGCUUGUCAACAGCGAGCCGACACAAACUUUGCCAAUCGGAGCUCCUUCCACUACAGCUCGGAUAUCUUUAAAAGCAUUGGCGCCAUCGAAAUAUCCCUCAUUUCCCUUGGAUACUAUCAGCGUCGCGCAUCUGUCAUGGUCGAGACACCACAUGACCUAGAUCAGACCUUCGAAAUCCAAUUUGGACACGCGACGCGCUUCCUGUCGCGUUUUGGAUAGAUGGGGUGAUUGAUCGAUGGGGAAGAGCAGACUGGGACAGCGGCCACUCCACACAAGUAUCCCGUCGUUACUGGUGAACCGACUUGGAUCAGGCUAAAUCUGUAUGGGGCUGCUUGCACAUUGCGGACUUCUGUUGCCCAAUGAGAAGCCGUAAACCAAGUGCCUUGAUAGACGGAGAACCUACGAGUUGGAAAUCUGGUUAUCUAAGUUAGUGACCGAUUGCUAUUACCUAACCACCAAGAAAACGAUUCUCCGUCUUUGCAUAGACCGUCCGCAAGCCUUAUCGCUCGAGUAAGAUCUCGCAGGGCGAGUUCUAAUCCAUACAAUCCUUGGCAGGCGACAAUUCCUCCGAGGUUGUUCCCGAUCGCGCUCAUGCUGGAUUCGAUCACCCUCCUUCACCACCUCCGAAUACAACGCACUAUCGACAAUGAUACGAUAGAAACUUCUUGGAUCAUUGACUCUUAAAUCUGUUAGGAAGACGAAGAACCAUCUUUCUCAUCUCUUCCAGCCCCCCCUUGGACCGUGGAUGCUGAAAUUUGAAGGCCAAGGGACGGGGGCGCACAUGUUCCAUGGGCACCCUCCCGCCAUCGGAACUCUACAAGUUACACUUUGCACGCUGGGCGACGCGGAGUGAUUUAAAUAUAGCCCAAUUCGCCACCGAAUGCCUUCGGUCGGAAACUUUGUUUUUAAACUAUCACCGGGCCGUUGCUUCUCGCCUUCUCUGGACGCCAGCAGCCGGUCGGCUUGCCUUGCAUAGUUCCCGAAGCCGAUUUGAUUCAACAAGUGCCUAGAUCGUCCUGUCUGCAGGAGAUGCACGGAAUACAAUCGUCUCCGGUGAGCGAUUUGGCCCCCCGGCCUAGAAUAUCAAACAGUAUCCUUCUGGCUUCGGUUAUUUCAUCUACAUUAACAUCGUUCCUACCCUUACUGGUAGGCUCCUUACUCCACGCAGUGGUGGUAGGCAUGUUACAAAACCUGGUGAUUGGAUCGCGCCACCUCCAGCCCAGGGCAAGGGGCCUUUGGCUCGCCAGAUGAGGCUCGGUGGCGUGGCGUGACCGAGACAAGCAUAGCGCCUCCGUUGCGGCUGUGGAUGUUUCCGGGGGAUUUCCUGAGAUAUCCUUUCGUCGAAUCUCUAUCUCUCCAGAAAGACACACGGCGUAUCCCCGGGGGCUUUCUAUGGGCACC
Messenger RNA from Penicillium brasilianum, 2694 nucleotides. Lineage: Eukaryota; Fungi; Ascomycota; Eurotiomycetes; Eurotiales; Aspergillaceae. The record is from the annotation of a GenBank genome assembly.